Molecule: messenger RNA, 2820 nt
Organism: Rhodofomes roseus
Lineage: Eukaryota; Fungi; Basidiomycota; Agaricomycetes; Polyporales; Fomitopsidaceae
Exons: 13
Molecular function (GO): protein binding
Source: RefSeq, a predicted model, not a curated record
GACAGUAUGCAAAGACGGCCCCCUGCUGCCGUCUCGUCGCUCACUCCCGCCAUGCCGCCUCCCCUCCCCCGCCAUAGAUUAUCCCACGCGUCUCAGGACUCGUCGCCUCGUACUCCUCCCAACUCCAACACGCCUCUGCCCUUCAUGCCCGUGUCAUCGCAGAAGCGCUACAGCAGCGACAGCUGGAACAGCUCGAACUAUGAUGGGACGGAGGAUCUCGAGGCAGAAUGGAGUCCGGAGCAGACGCGACUAUUAUCUAGGACCCUCGACGCUCUUCCUGCGCAUCUACUCACUCCGUUCAACGGUCCUGUACCUCCAUCAAACCUCCUUGAUAAGAUCGCCCGCGGCGUAGCGGACGCCAAGGGGCCCGUCAAUUGGCCCCAUUCUCUGCGCGCGACGCGUGCGAAGAUUGUCGAGCUUGCGCGAGCUCGUGCCAAGGAGACGAUGAAUGAUGGAGCCAGUGACACUAUCGCAGAAGAGGAAGGGAGUGACACCGACGAACAACAGCAGACAGCGCGCGUUGCCCCAAAACGCCCGCUGUAUCGGCAGUCAAGUAUGGACUUUAUGCAAGCGGAAGCGCGUAAUUGGGCGGAUAACGACAACAUCAGCCGUCUAUCCCACCGCCUACAAAACGCUGACCGCUUCCUUUCGACCUCAUCAUUCCAAUCAUAUGCAGCCCCUUCGUCUCGUUCGACUUCUCCGUUCCGCACUCCAGGCGGACAGCCCUUCUUUCCUUCCACGCCUAGCUCGACCACCCUUAAUUCCAGCCACUCCAGCUCUCGCAUCCCCCGUCUUCGGAGAUCUAUGUCUGACAUGUCAAACUCGUCGGAUUCUUUCGUCCUACCCGCCGUCGAUCCUCGUAUGAACCGUGUCAAGCGCAACGAAUCGUUCGCCGGAUCGAUGUACGGGCCUGGCCAGGGCUUGAAGCGUGCACCUUCCUUUGGUGCUGUUUCGAAACGGAGCUCGGGGGCGAUGAGCCUGAGCGGUAGGGACUCAGACGCUACAUCAUCUGAUGAGGAAGAGAAGCUGCGGAGUAUGAAAGCGAAGAAGGCUCGGGUCAAGACUACGUCCCCCGCCUCCACACCAACUUCUCCUGCAAAAUGCCCCGAAUCAUCCCGAACGCGAAAGCCCCCCAAGUCGUCUCCUGCUAAGCCAUCAAGAAACAGCAAGGAGACGCCGGCGCAUCGCCCGACCAAGGCCCGUGCCAAUAUCCAGCGCAACCCCAGUAUACUAGGAGGCGAGCUGCCGCACCUGCAGUCGAGCAUCGAACCGCCCACCCCAGUUCGACGCACACCUCGCGCUGACCGUCAGACCCAUAGCCUCUCUCCGAAGUCCCCCGAUACUCCCGUCGUGGAAAGUACCCUUACUGCUACCCCUGCCAGUUCGAAAGCUCUUCGCCGCACUAAAGACAACAAGCUACCUCAUCGUCCCAUUGCGCGCAAGAUAUCCUUUGGCAGCCCUGGUUCUCCCGCUCGGGAGAACAGCUCUCGUUCCUCGGGCGCGGGCCUUGGCCUCGCAAGGGCAAUUCGGUCGGCUCCCGCAUCGCUCGUCGCCCUCUGUACAAAUCGACCCUCCCUUCCUACCCGUGUACACAACCGCUCCUUUGUCCGGCUCGGCUCGCCCAACCUACCUGUACCUCGUCACUCGUCAAACAGCGUUACGGCAUGGUCUCACAAUCUGCUGUAUCUCACCCCUCCUCUCCGAAAUGUUGUAAGUAUGCCCUCGGGCGUGUACCAUAUGGCUGAUUGCUUCCUUUUGCCUUCUGACCCCGUUGUCAGCGGCCUCUCUCCGCGCAGCGAUCUGAGCCCGCUUCUCCGCGAGGAGCACUGCGGCCCGUUGGUCCCACUGGUAUGCCCAGUAUCCCGCGAAGCCAAAGAAUGCCAUCGACAGGGCGGACGUGGCGUACUUUCGGAGAUGUUGCGCUUCUGGAUGGCCAGCUGGCCGACGCGUGCGGCAAAACCAAAGGUCAUGCCGCCGAGUAUGUUCGAGAGGAGCGACAUGUCUCGUACCCGAGCGGUGAGGAGAAAGGAUAGGUGUGCUGGAGACCUUCGAGUUGGACCCCGUGAGAAUACUAGGGAAUACCGAGGACAUGCACAGACGCCCUCCGGGCUCGUAGGUUCGCAACCCUUUGACCAUACGUACACAUCUCUAGCUCAAGUGCAACUCAUAUCUGAUUACUACACGAUGGCACAAGUUGACGCAGCCGAAGAGCCUCAGCAACCAAACCCUGAGGUGCUUAAGAAACUCGACAUUUCCAAGGAGAAGAAAGACGCAGGCGAUCAAGCGUUCAAGGGCGGUGAUCUGAAGAGCGGACUCCCGUCACAGGCGUUGAUGUAUUUGAAAGGGAUAGACAAGAACGCAUUGUCUCCCAUAACGGCCGCCGCCACAGCUUCCCCCAUUGACGGGGCCGCUCAAUCAAAACAGAGGACGGAGGCAAGUAGAUAUACUCAGUCUACUGCGGAUGAUAUGAUGGAGAAGAUCUAUUCCAAUAUGUCUGCUUGCCACCUGAAGCAAAGCAACUGGAAACGCGCUCUGGAGACUGCGGACAAGGCGGGCGACAACGGGCUGACUGACGUGACGCAGGCUCUGGCAUUGAACGAGGGGAACUACAAAGCUCUCUUCCGGAAGGCAAAAGCUCUUGGGGAGAUGGGCCACUUCGAGAAGGCGGAGAAGAUUCUUGAAGACUUGCUGAAAAAGAAUGACGCAGAUGCGCCUGCGAUCAACGCUGAGCUCGCACGACUGCGCGCGAUGGACAAGGAACGAGAGAAGAUCCACAACCAGAAGUUCAAAGGGUUUUUGAACCGGGAGAAGAAGACAUCA